Messenger RNA from Sorex araneus (European shrew), 1042 nucleotides. It is a transcript of the gene LSM10, whose product is annotated as LSM10, U7 small nuclear RNA associated. Gene Ontology annotation, molecular function: histone pre-mRNA DCP binding; U7 snRNA binding. Gene Ontology annotation, cellular component: cytoplasmic U snRNP body; nuclear body. Gene Ontology annotation, biological process: mRNA 3'-end processing by stem-loop binding and cleavage. The record is from RefSeq and is a predicted model, not a curated record. NCBI's taxonomy places the organism in Eukaryota, Metazoa, Chordata, Mammalia, Eulipotyphla, Soricidae. The coding region runs from base 240 to 707 and encodes 155 amino acids. The transcript is spliced from 2 exons.
CUUCCCGCGGCUGCGUGGCGCGGGGCGUGCGCCCACCCCUCCGGCCCACCCACCCACACAACGCGGCAGCGCCUGGAGCCCGGGCCGGCUGCUCGGCGGAGGUGUCGGGGUGCGGGUGAGCACCCCCGGCGUGCUGUCCUCACGCCCCCCGCAGCUCGCCCUCGGAAUUCUCGGUGCAGUCGCACAGCCUGCAGAGAAAGCCCCGCCGCCUUCGGCUCCGGGGGUCCGAGGGGGGCUGGAUGCGGUGUCCUACCGAGCAUCGAGCAGCACGCCGAGAGCAGUCUCCCAUCCGAGCUUCGCCCACAGCGAGCUGCCAGCAUUCUGUGAGGAUGGCAGUGAGCCACUCAGUGAAGGAGCGGACCAUCUCCGAGAACAGCCUGAUCAUCCUUCUGCAGGGACUGCAAGGCCAGGUCACCACCGUGGACCUGCGGGACGAGAGUGUGGCCCGAGGCCGCAUAGACAACGUCGAUGCCUUCAUGAACAUCCGCCUGGCCAAAGUCACCUAUACGGACCGCUGGGGGCAUCAGGUCGAGCUGGAUGACCUCUUUGUGACAGGCCGGAACGUCCGUUACGUCCACAUCCCAGAUGACGUGAACAUCACCGCCACCAUCGAGAAGCAGCUGCAGCUCAUCCACCGGGUGCGCAACUUUGGUGGCAAGGGUCAAGGCCAAGGCCGGCGGGAGUUCCCCACCAAGAAAUAUAAGUGAGCUCGUUCCUUCAGCAGGCCCCGGGCCCCGCUCACCUCUCACCACUGCUCUCUGGAGCCACGCGCCCGAGCUCUCUUCCUGCUCAGAACCAGGAAAGGGAGUAGGGCCCAGAAGCUGGUGUCCAACCGACACCACCUGCCACAGCUGCCUUCCCAGGGUCUGCUUCCAGACUCCCAUGGGGACCCAGGAUCCUGUUUAUUUAUCUGUGGCCUUGACAUAGGUGACAAUCCCUCCUUUGGAUCUUUUGCAUCUGGAGCUCUGACUUACUGAUUUAGGGAAUCUGUCAAAUAGCUUUCAACCCUCUCCCACUCAGGAUUAUUAAAUAUGCUUGGCCA